CACUCUCUCUCUACGGAGUGACGUCGGUGUUAAGAAGAAGAUGGCGGCGCCAGGAAAGGCGGAAGGUGUAUCGCAGUGUGGACCUCUGUGGUGUGUGAGUUGUGUGUAGUGCCGCUGGUUGGAGUGAGUCGUCUAGUCAUCAUGAACAAUAAGGAGAGAGAAAGCACAAAAGAGUCAGAGAACAGUCGAAGCCAGAUGAAGGUGUUUCUGCCUAACAAGUUGUUGGAGCGUCUCCCUCAAACCACCUCCCUACCCAAGGAGAGACUACGAUGGAACACCAACGAGGAGAUUGCAUCCUACUUGAUCACAUUUGACAGACAUGAAGAGUGGCUAUCCUGCUCGCUCAAGACCAGGCCCCAGAAUGGCAGCAUCUUCCUGUAUAACAGGAAGAAGAUCAAGUACAGGAAGGACGGCUACUGCUGGAAGAAGAGGAAAGAUGGGAAGACCACCAGAGAAGACCACAUGAAGCUCAAAGUACAGGGAGUAGAGUGUCUCUAUGGUUGCUACGUCCAUUCUUCCAUCGUCCCAACAUUCCACAGGAGGUGCUACUGGCUGUUGCAGAACCCAGACAUGGUGCUGGUUCACUACCUGAAUGUUCCGUCGCUGGAGGAUCAUGGGAAGGCGUGCGGCCCGUUGCUAUGUGCCGUAGCCGACCGCCGAGACUCGUUACGCUGGAGCCGAGACGAACUACUGGCCCAGCUGAAGCCUAUGUUCCACAGCAUUAAGUGGUCAUGUGGAGAAGGUUAUGGAUCAUCAGAGUUCUCUAUAGAACAACUGGCUCAACAGAUCCUGGAGUCUCAACAGACCAAACCUCAGCCUCGCACACACACCUGUCUCUGCAGCUCCACACUGGCGUCUCCUGGAGCUAACAUUCCCCACCGCUGUAACAGCACCAAACAUCGCAUUAUCUCCCCCAAACUGCCCGCUACCAGCCCUGCCAUGUCAGCCUCACCCCUGGCUGAGGGGGAGACAGGAGGGGGAGACAUCCCUGCAGGCGGCGAGAAGAAACCUUCCCCACACACACACCCUCCCCCCUCACACACACACUCCCAGGUAAAGCUUGGAGGGUCUACCAGCCUGGUAGGGAGACAUGAGGGAGUCUCUUCCUCCCCCUCUCCCCCCUCCUCCUCCUCCUCCUCCUCCUCAUCAUCCCCCCCUCAGGCUCACCGCACAGCAACCAUCGCUGUCAGCAACGGCACCACCAACAAUUUCUAUGGUGACCAGCGGGGCCUGACGACGGUUGCCCUACCGCAGAAUGCGGUGAUCGUCAUGACUACGGCUGGGGUCAUCGGGACGCAGGGUGGAGGAGAGCGGGAGUCGAGUCUGUCUCUUACCCGUUCAGGUCAGCUGGUACUCUCCCCCGUCACCCCUAAACCAGACACCCCCUCCCCCCAACCCCACCUGCUCCACCCACCCCCUCCCCCCACCCCGGGGUGGCUACUCUCAGCCUCACCCUCCUGUCCUCACCCGUUAUAGGGGCUACUCCUCACUCCAUCCCCCUCUCCAUCUCUCCUGCACCCUCUCCUUCCUGCCGCCCCCUCUCCCUCACCCUGCCAGCCUGUCUUCGAUCCAGAUUCCUUUCUGAACAGUCCUAAACAGGGUCAGACCUACGGAGGCACUCUCCCCCCCUCCUCACCCUCUCCUCCCCCUCCUCCUCCUCCCCACAUGCACCCUCCCUCACUCUCUCCCUCUCCCCCACGUCCCCUCCCCCUGCUCAUCCCCUCCCUCCUCUCUCUCAUCCUCUCUUCUGAGGCAGAGAGGAAGAAUGAAGAGAGAGUGGUGCUCCAGACCUCUGCCCCUUCUUCCUCCCUCCCUCCAACCCUUUCUCUAUCCCUCUCUCCGUCCCACUCCGCCCCUUCUUCCUCCCUCCCUCCAUCCCUUUCUCUAUCCCUCUCUCCGUCCCACUCCGCCCCUUCUUCCUCCCUCCCUCCAUCCCUUUCUCUAUCCCUCUCUCCGUCCCACUCCGCCCCCUCUCUCCUGCCUCUGUGUCUGGAAUCAGCGCUGGCCCUGGGCCCUCUGGGGGAGACAGAGGGGGAGAGGGGGGAGGCAGAUGGAGAGAGAGAAAGACAGAGGGAGGAGGGGAGAGAAGAGGGGCACCCGCCCACCAAACUGGCUCUCCUCCAGCGAAGCCAUUCCCCCAAGCCGUCGUCGUCAGGACAACACCACAGAAAAGCAUCAUCAUCGAUGCUCCUGAUUCGCCACGAAACGCAGCAGACCCCUCCCACUCAGCAGAUGGCGCCCAAUCUGCAGCCUCACAGGCAGGACGGAGAGCAGCCAUUGGUCGUCCUAGAGCCCAAAGAGCUCCAGCAGCACCUCCCCCAACCCAUGACCUCUAUGCACUGUAACCCCAACCCCACCCCGACCCCGACCCCACUGACCCUGACCCAGAACCACCACUCUCAACUCCUCCUGCUGCAACACAGACGUCUUCAGAGUCAGGAGAGAGAGAUGGAGAAAGAGGUGGAAAGAGAGAGGCAGAGGGAGGUGGAAAGGGAGAGGGGAAGGCAGCUCUUACUCCUGCACCAGAGACUCAGCCAGCCGACUCCCUUAGAGUCCCUGUUUGCUAACAUCAACAGCGUGGCUAAUGCAAACAUGGCUCUUUCGACUACUGUUAAUAUGGACAGUGCCAAUGCCACUAUGGGUAAUGUUAACAUGACCAAUAUGGCUAAUGGGCGGGUUAGAGUAAAGGAGGAGAGGGGGCGGGGUUACGAGGCAGAGGACACACCCAUGGACACGGGUCAAAGGUCGGAGGUCACGGAUGUCUCGGAGGAGCUAGAGAUAUCGUUCGACAGCCAGUUCCCUGACCUCAUCUCUGAGCUCAUCACAGAGGCCGACGCCCCCAACACACACACCUCGGUCCUCGUCCCGAACCCGGCUCCCACCAGCCUGUUCCCUACGGGGGUACGUUACAUGGUUCCUCCCCAGCCCUCCCCCUCCUCCUCCUUCCUCCCCUUCCCCCCUCUUCCCCCUAACAACGGGACUGAGCUACAACGCCUAGCAACCAUCACAGACUUCUCCCCCGAGUGGUCCUACCCAGAGGGUGGUGUGAAGGUGUUGAUAACAGGUCCCUGGUUGGAGGCUACUGGACGUUACAGCUGCGUAUUUGACCAGACCACCGUCCCCGCUUCACUUAUUCAGCCUGGAGUACUACGGAGCUACUGCCCUGCCCACGAGGCAGGGUUGGUGUCUCUUCAUAUAGUGGAGGACAGUGGGUCUGUCUCUUCGUCUGUUCUGUUUGAAUACAGAGCUAGAAACGCCUCGUCUCUACCCAGCUCACAGCUGGACUGGCUGUCCCUGGACGAUAACCAGUUCCGUAUGUCCAUCCUGGACAGACUGGAGCAGAUGGAGAGGAGGAUGGCUGAGAUGUCUGCAACCAACCCACACACACAGCCGCCGCCACAAUGCCAGCGGAUCAGCACACUCUCCCCACACACACAUCCGCCGCCACAAUGCCAGCGGAUCAGCACACUCUCCCCACACACGCCCGAAGACAGAAGCCAGUCAGGCCCAUGGUUUGAGAGGAGGAUAGUUGGAGUAUGUGAGAGGAUGAUGGAGGGAGGGAGGUGGAGAGGAGGGGGAGAAGAGCGCCUCGCUCACUCCAUACGCCACAGAGGGAUGACACUGCUCCACCUGGCCGCUGCACAGGGAUACACACACCUCAUCCACACACUCAUCCACUGGAGGAGUGUCAACAGGGACAGUCUGGACGUAGAGCAGGAAGUUGAUCCUCUCACCGUCGAUCAUUUCUCAUGCACUCCUCUGAUGUGGGCGUGUGCUCUGGGACACCAGGCAGCAGCCGAGGUUCUAUAUGGUUGGAACAGCCAGGCGCUCGGAAUUCCCGACUCACUAGGCCGCCUCCCCCUCGCAGUUGCACGCUCUCGCGGACACACAUGCCUCGCCCGCGCGCUGGAGGACCUACACACACACCGCCCCGACACGCACACACCCACAGAGAGGGCCGAGGAGGGGGCUCAGGGGGAGCAGAGCACCACCCCCACUCCACAACUCCACCCCUCUCCACUGUCCACCAGUCCUGACACAGGUCUGAGUUCGUCCAGUAGUAUUCCCUCCCCCUCUCUCUCCCUCCCCUCCCCCUCUCUCAGCUCAGCCUACUCUAGUGGGUCUGUACCCCUCUACAACCCUCCUGACCCAAUGGAUACCUCCCCUCCUCCCCCUCUCUCUCCCUGUCCUCCCUCCCCCUCUCCCCUCCCUCCCCCCUCUCUCUCCCUCCCUCUGAGCCUGCCAGUAUGGGGCGAGGCCUGUGGAGGUUGUGAAGCUGGGGACUCUAGUUUGAACGCCGGGCCCAGAGACCCUCUCUUCCUCAUGGACUACGAACCGGCCCCUCCCCACUCCCCUCCCGGACCUCCACACUCACACACACCCCCCGUCGCUCACACACCCCCCCGUCGCUCACACACACACACCUUCGAGGAGCAGGUGAGCUUCAAUGAGAAUGCAGAGAACGAGGAGGAGUUCCUGCCUGCUGAGGUGCUACAGGUUGACAUGGCAACGUUAGCAGAGCAGAUCAUCGAGGCAACUCCUGAUCGAAUCAAACAAGAGGAAUUGUCCAGGGGGGCGGAGUCACCGCUUAGAGAGAGGCGGGACAACACGGUGAUAUCCGACACCAUGCCCUGGUUGGCCACUUACCUGGACACUCACACACACCCCUCUCUGUCCAGAUGUGUGUACCCCCCCUCCCACCUCAGUACCCUGGCCCUCCAGAGGCUGCGGCCCCCCAGUAGUGUGGCGUGGGCGGAGUUCCUGAACGCCUCGGCCAAUGGGAGGAUGGAGAGAGACUUUGCUCUGCUGACUCUGACUGACUCUGAGCAGAGAGAACUGUACGAGGCUGCGCGCAUCAUUCAGAACGCCUUCAGACGAUACAAGGUACAAUAUAAACCCUGAACCCUGGAGGCAGGAGCUACACAGACGCAGGCUUCAUUCAUUCAUGUUCUCCAGCCACUGUAUUGCUGACGUCAAGACGAUUUAACUUCUUAAUCUGUCACUCUGUUCUCUAUCUCUGUUCUCUCUCUCUGUUCUCCCUCUCUGUUCUCUCUCUG
Messenger RNA from Oncorhynchus gorbuscha (pink salmon), 5057 nucleotides. It is a transcript of the gene camta2, whose product is annotated as calmodulin binding transcription activator 2. Gene Ontology annotation, cellular component: nucleus. Lineage: Eukaryota; Metazoa; Chordata; Actinopteri; Salmoniformes; Salmonidae. The record is from RefSeq and is a predicted model, not a curated record. Gene Ontology annotation, biological process: regulation of transcription by RNA polymerase II. Gene Ontology annotation, molecular function: transcription coregulator activity; double-stranded DNA binding.